This is a messenger RNA of Teleopsis dalmanni, 5863 nucleotides long. RefSeq names its product zinc finger protein ush (gene ush). Bases 135 to 3869 code for a protein of 1244 amino acids. The record is from RefSeq and is a predicted model, not a curated record. NCBI's taxonomy places the organism in Eukaryota, Metazoa, Arthropoda, Insecta, Diptera, Diopsidae. Gene Ontology annotation, cellular component: nucleus. The transcript is spliced from 12 exons. Gene Ontology annotation, biological process: heart development; cell differentiation; negative regulation of transcription by RNA polymerase II. Gene Ontology annotation, molecular function: RNA polymerase II-specific DNA-binding transcription factor binding.
UAUAAACAUCAAGAUUUUUGCUUGCAUAUACCCGUUCUCCCAUAUAUAUUUUAUUUAUAAAUUUAUUUAUAAAUUAAAUUUUUUAUUUGUGUGGCGAUAAUUCAGUACGCGGCGCAUCUGUGUUGGCUUGGCUAAUGAUGUUUGGUGAUUGUACUGAAACGAAAGAAGAAAUGACAAUUGAUAGCAGAGAUUCAAAACAACUGGAUAUUGAUCACUUUACUGAUGAUGAAAUCAGUUUGAGAGAUACACAAUUAAUAUCAAUAAAUGAAUUCAAAAAUGACUUGGAUGACUUGUCAUCAGAACUAAUAGAAACUAAGAGUAAAUCUGCAAUGAAUAUCAAUUUAGUAGAUAAAUCAAGCAAUCCUAUAAUAAUGGAUGUGUCACAUGAAUUAACAAUGAGUUCAGAGGAUUCAUCCAAAGAAGUUGCAGAAAUGAAGUGUGAACUUAAUGAAAAUAAAUCUGAACAUUCUGAAGUGAUGACUAAAAUUGACAGAAGUCUUACUCCAAGUCCUAACAUGGAAUUACCAGCCAACAAAUCGAAUUCCACUUCACCCUUGAACACAAUGCCAAAGUUACGUCUAAAUACAUUAUUAGCAUCUGAUCCAGCAAUGAAACCAGAUGCCAGAGAUCUUAAAUCUCUACAUCAAGAAACUCAAUCGAAUAAUCCCUUAUCAAAUAUGCUGGUGCAACCAAAAAUUCAACAAGAUGACAUUACAACAAUGCUUGCGGCUGCACAAUCUCCAGCUUUAGUGAAAUCGGUCUUAAAGUCAACUUCAAGUGUAGAGGUACCGCCUAGAAUGAAAGUUUUUAUGUGCUUGCCAUGUGGUAUAGGCUUUAGUUCGCCAUCGACGCUAGAAGCUCAUCAGGCUUAUUAUUGUUCACACCGAAACAAGGAGGUCGAUAAAGAAGGCUCUUCAUUAUCAUCUGUUGCUAUGGGUGAUAAAAAUGCAUCUUUAGUGGCAUCGACCGUGCUUAAUAAUAUGUCCGGCUCUAAUGCCGCAGCCAGUGGUGAACCUGCAACCAAAUCAAUUAAGACUGGGAAGCAAUAUGUUUGUACGCAAUGUUCAUACAGCGCGGAUAAGAAAGUUUCAUUGAAUCGUCAUAUGCGUAUGCACCAGACUUCUCCUUCUUCAACACCUAGCUCGAAUGCCUCGAAUGGUGGCGGAUACGAUGAAAGUUCUAGUCAACAAAUAGAUCGCUAUUGUAGCGAUUGUGAUAUUAGAUUUAACAAUGUCAAAACAUAUCGUGCACACAAGCAGCACUACUGUAGCUCAAGGCGGACUGAAGGGCAAUUGACACCAAAACUUGAAGAAAUUACAACAAAUAACAUUAAGAACGCUACUGUAAGCGGCAUAAUAAGUCCUCAAUCUCGCUCUAAGACACCGGUAACGGGAAUAGCAGUGCCAGCAUCAGGUGCAACUUCAGUGCCAGUUACGCCACAUCCAUUUUUGGCCCUUCCGACAAAUCCAAUAUUAAUUAUUCCUUAUUCUAUAAUACGAGCAGCAAGCAUUUUUCCAGGUCCACUGACGACAUCUUCCUCAAACUUGGCAAACCAUGAAAACACCUGCUUUACAUUAGAAAAUGGCGCUUUAAAACCCUUAGCAUCUGCUUUAAAUAUUGAUGUUGGAAGUACACUAAGCCCACAAAACAGUACGAAUAUCACAAGUACUGUGAACGAGGGCUCUACGAAUAAUUCUUCAAGCGAACAAACAUUUAAUGAAUCUCUCUUAAUGGAAAAAAAUAUCGCCGAGGUUGAUGCACAAACUAACAGAAAAGAUAUACGCGACCAAACACCUCUGGAUUUGUCACUACGUCGCUCCCCCAUAAAUGCGAUUUUGCAACGUCAUCGUUUUUUGGAAUCGGAACAACAACGGUUUGAAAUAGAAACUUUGCUAGAGGCUGGUAAAGAAAAUUUGUCAUUGGACGAAAGCGGUACCCUAACACCGGAACAAAUCGUUUGUGCUCCAUCGUUACCAAACAGCCCUUCUAUGAGUCCAUCUCCUAAACGUCGCUUAAUUAGCCCUAGAAGUUCCAGUGCAAGCAGUACUUCGUCAGUAACACCCCCUGACAACGCUUCAACUGCUUCAUUGGCAGCUAUAGCUGCAUCCACUAUGCUGGAAAAUUUACCAUUGCGUUCAAUAUUACCAGCAGAUAUCGCAUUAAAGCUAUCCAAAUCAAAUAUAAUAAACCCUUUAUUAGCUAAGCAAAACCUAGAGCUCGCGCUAAAGUUAUCAGCAGCAGCCGCAGCAGCAGUUAAUUCAUCGUCCGUUGCUGCUAUGGCAAGUGGGAACAAUUCAUCAGUCUUAGGUUUACCUAUUUUACAGAACACUGCUGCCGCAAGUGGAGCGACUCAACCCCAAAUAUACGUUAAGCAAGGAGUUUCAAAAUGCAAGGAAUGUAACAUUGUCUUCUGUAAAUAUGAAAAUUACUUAGCACACAAACAGCAUUACUGUUCUGCUCGAAAUCAUGAGACAAGUGAUACUGAUGUCAAAGUCUCGAAGACGCCGCCAUUAGUAGCUGGAACCGCAACAACAGAAACGACGCCUGUUGCAUACCAGCAACUUAUUUGCGCCGCUUGCGGUAUUAAGUAUACUUCACUUGACAAUUUGAGAGCUCACCAAAACUAUUAUUGCCCGAAAGGUAAUUUGGCAGCAAGUGCAACAGUCUCAUCUACCAGUGGAGUAGCGACUACUGGUAGCGACUCCGAAGAAGUGGACACAACAAAAGUGAAAUGUACCAAAUGUAAAACAAUUCAUGAAGUUGGGAUGCCAUGUCCUCUACCAUCAAAUCUCCAACAACAAAAUACCCCACAAUCAAUACCAGGGCCAUCAAAUAUUACUAAUCUCAACCAAAAUACUUAUAAAUGCCUCGUUUGUGAUGUUGUCAGUAUUACAGCUAACGAAAGCCGUAAACACAUGGAAACCCAUGGGACUGUAAAAGCUUUUCGUUGCAUCAUAUGUCGAUACAAAGGCAACACGCUGCGUGGAAUGCGAACACAUAUCCGUAUGCAUUUCGAUAAGAAAACUACAGACUUUAAUGAAGAGAACUAUAUGUUAUGUAUAAUGGAAGAUGAAAAUGUCGAAAUGACCAGAUCAACUCCAAUCAAUCAAGAACAAAUUCUACAGCAACAACAACAAUCGUUUAAUUGUGAAAUUUGCAAUUAUUCCUCGUCAUAUAAAGGAAAUGUCUUACGUCACAUAAGAUUGGUACAUUCACAUGCAAAUAUUUCAGAAUCGCUAGCAGCUUCGCCAGAAUUGGGAGAUCUAGAUAUAUCUGAAGAGAACUCAGUAAAGAACAGUUUCAAUGGUGAUAAUGGAAUUCAAGAUUUUACAAUUAAGACAGAACCUGUUGAUCACUCAGCAAUAGCACAGGACAAUAAUUUACAAAAAACUAUUUCUGGAUCUCAAUUAUCAGCAGCAACCACAUCAAUUUUACCGAAUACGACAAACACGUGCACAGAAUUAAUUCAACAAAUAAAGUCUGAACCCAUGGAUGUUACGCUAGAGGACACAAAUUCUUUAUUAACGAAGCCAACACAAUCGUUAAGUCAAAUUGCCGGACAGUCAACUCAUCUGAAUACAAACACAGAAGAAAAUCUGGCGAAUUCGGCAAUGUUGAACAAAAAGUAUUGCCAGACUUGCGAUAUCUCAUUCAAUUAUAUGAAAACAUUCUUAGCUCACAAACAAUUUUACUGCAAAAAUAAAAUAAGACGGCCCGAAGCUAACCAAAGCCCCAGUCCAACAGCAAAUACGUCACCUGCAUUUGUAACGACUUCAGCGACAACCACAGUCGCUGUAGCGAUGAGAUCGCCGGGUUCGCCUAUGUUGCAGAAAAACGAGGACAGUUUGCAACAAGAGGGAGCCAUUUGAUGAAAAAGUGAAGUUUGCUUCUUACGUAAACAAUGGAAUUGGUACUCUUAGUUUUUUUUUUUUAUUAUUUCUUAUCUUAUAAUUUGCAUUUUUAAUUACUUAAACACUUAAAUCCAAGAAGUGCUAGGCCAUUUUGUUCUGGCUAGAAAUAAUAAUAAAUAUAUAUUUAACUGAAAUUUUAAAAUUGCUUUAUUAUCGGCCAUAAAGCUUCAUCAGAUAUCAAAAAGAUAUGUAAUCUUACGUAAAAAGAAUUGAUAUAAAGUUUUAGUGUUAAAAUAUAAUUCAAUAGAUUCAGACAGUAGUUAAAGCUUCAGGGCUAGCAGACACACAUUAUAUAAAUAGAUGAGUGUGCAGUUAUGUGCUCGAUAACCAAAAAAAUGGAAAAAACAUACAGUAUUUUUUGAAAUCUCUAAGUAGAAAAAUUAAGCUAAUAUUAACUAUAACUAAUUUCACUAUGUGAUGUGAAAGUUAUUUGUCCAUGGUCCACUUUAUUAUAAUAAAAUAAUUGCGCAGGUCGCAUAAAAUGUGUUAAACAAAUGUUAUACAUAAAUCUGUUGCAAAAAUUUUGUUCUUUCAUAUAUUCUAUGCAAAUCAUUUUAAAUAACUAUUAGCAGUUAUAUUUUCGAAUAUCUUCGAAAAGCCUUAAGUAUUUUCGAGUAACUCAAACAUGUUCUCCGAGUAGCUUGAAUAUCUUUGAGUAGCUCGAAUUACAUUGAGUAGUGCCAAUAUAUUCGAGUAGUUUAAAUAUCUUCAAAGAGCUUAAAAAUGUUCUUCGAGUAACUCGAAUAUCUUUCAGUGGCUCGAAUAUGUUUGAGUAGCUCGAAAAUCUUUGACUAGCUUGAAUAUCUUCGAGUAGCUCGAAUAUCUUCGAGUAGCUCGAAUAUCUUUGAGUAGUGCCAAUAUAUUCAAGUAGCUUGAAUAUCUUCAAGGAGCUCAAAAAUGUUUUCCGAGUAGCUCGAAUAUUUCGAGUAGCUCGAAUAUCUUUGAGUAGCUCGAAUAUCUUUGAGUAGUUUGAAUAUCUUUGAGCAGUUCAAAUAACUGCGAGUACUUGAAUAUCUUCGAGUAGCUUGAAUAUCUUCGAGUAGCUCGAAUAUCUUCGUGUAGCUCGAAUAUCUUCGAGUAGCCAGAAUAUCUUCGAGUAGCUCGAAUAUCUUCGAGUAGCUCGAAUAUCUUCGAGUAGCUCGAAUAUCUUCGAGUAACUCGAAUAUCUUUCAGUGGCUCGAAUAUGUUUGAGUAGCUCGAAAAUCUUUGACUAGCUUGAAUAUCUUCGAGUAGCUUGAAUAUCUUCAAGGAGCUCAAAAAUGUUCUCCGAGUAGCUCGAAUAUCUUCAAGUUGCUCGAAUAUCUUUGAGUAGUGCCAAUAUAUUCAAGUAGCUUGAAUAUCUUCAAGGAGCUCAAAAAUGAUUUCCGAGUAGCUCGAAUAUUUCGAGUAGCUCGAAUAUCUUUGAGUAGCACGAAUAUCUCUGAGUACUUGAAUAUCUUCGAGUAGCUUGAAUAUCUUCGAGUAGCUCGAAUAUCUUCGUGUAGCUCGAAUAUCUUCGAGUAGCCAGAAUAUCUUCGAGUAGCUCGAAUAUCUUCGAGUAGCUCGAAUAUCUUCGAGUAGCUCGAAUAUCUUUGAGUAGCCAGAAUAUCUUCGAGUAGCUCGAAUAUCUUUGAGUAGCUCGAAUAUCUUCGAGUAGCUCGAAUAUUCUGGAGUGGCAAGAGCAGUUCCGAACAUUUCAUGUGUUCGAUUCAAAUGUUCGAAUUCAUAUAGUCCAAUGCUUGAACACUUUAACGCACUAAUAAUAAAAUUUCAAACCUAAAACCUAUUAAUCUUUAACCUUUUGAGAUGAAAUACAAAUAUAAAUUUUAUGAAGCAUACAUAUGUGGCAGCAUAACCCAACUAACUACAUUGAGCAAGUUUCUUCUCAUUAUCAGCAAUUAGACUUUUAACUACAAAAACAUAAAAUAUAUUAUAUAUAUAUAUAUAUAUAUAAGAUUGUAAUAAAUACAUUU